AUGGACAUCGUCAAGAGCCUCGUACAGCCGCUCAUUGGUGGCGGAGCUUCCAACUCCAUGAUUGACGGAGUCAAGCUCGUCGUGCUCGGCGGCACCGUCGAGACCGCGCGCCGUAUGAGCAGUUCAGCAUGGUCAUCGUUCGUUAACUCGUUCUUUCUCACUGCGCACUUCAGCGAAGAAGACAUGCCCUACGACUGGCUCAUGCUGUGGCUCUCUCGCCGCCCCGAGUGGCAGCGCUCGCGCGAGUUCGAGACGACAACCUCGAGCUCCAGCCCAGGCUUCUACGGCUACCGUGAAUCCGAGUCACUCAUGUUCGAAGACGACGAAGCGCCGCAAGAAGAGGAAAGCCUGAACGGGAAACGCCGCGCGCGCGUCGUAUUCCAGCCGACGGCAGACACCACCCACACCAUCUUCUACCGCGGCCACUGGCUGCGCGUCAGCCGCGGAAGGAAGCCGAAUGGCUAUGAGCUGCUCUCCAUCUCCGUCGUCGCGAGGAACAACACCGUGCUCAAGCAGCUCGUGCUCCAGGCCAAGCGCGAGUACGAGGCCGAGGCCGUUCACAGGAUCCAGAUCUACUUUGCCGAUACGUAUGGAUCGUGGCGCUGGACGGACAGCCGGCAUAAACGCCCGAUGUCGAGCAUCGUGCUCAACGCGGGCGUCAAGGAAAUGCUCAUCGCCGACACGAAGGACUUCCUGCGCUCUGAGAAGUGGUAUGCUGACCGCGGAAUCCCCUUCAGGAGAGGCUACCUUCUCUAUGGUGUACCCGGAUCGGGCAAAUCUUCGCUCAUCCACGCCAUUGCGGGCGAGCUUACUCUGGACGUCUACGUCGUCUCCCUCUCUUCGUCAUGGAUCAAUGAUAGCACAUUAACGACGCUCAUGGGCCGCGUGCCCGCACGUUGUAUUGUCUUGCUCGAGGAUCUCGACGCAGCGUUUACGCGCAGCACGAGCCGUGAAGAGAAGAAGAAGAAGGACAAGGAGCGCGCCAAGAAGGAGAGGUCGAACGGCGAUGAAAGUGACGAUGAGACUACGACUACCACGAGCCAUCGCCACCGCCGUCGCGGGGCUGUCAAGAGCACAGAUGCUAUCUCCGAUGUAAACACCCUUACGCUCUCGGGUUUGCUCAACGCACUGGACGGCCUCGCCGCGUCUGAGGGCCGUCUGCUCUUUGCAACGACAAACCACCUCGAGAAGCUCGACCCUGCGCUCUGCCGCCCGGGUCGCAUGGACGUCUGGAUCGAGUUCAAGAACGCUUCAAAGUGGCAAGCCAAGGGUCUUUUCCAGAACUUCUUCCCCGCCGCCGACGGCGAGUGCGAUUCCGAGUCAAUCGCUCUCGAGAUGCCCUCGCCUCCUUCCCCCGCUCCGGCACCGGGAACACCCAGCAGCACUCUGAGCAGCCUCUUCUCCGAGACCUUCGCCGGCCUUUCAUCAGCAUCAUCCUCAGCCGCAUCACCUUCAACGCCGUCAACUUCCCGCCGCGGAUCCGUCGCCCAGACGCCAACUAAGAGCCUCGACGAAAGCGCCGAGGCCGAGAAACGCGCGAUGGAGGAGCACCUCGCGGCCUGCGCAGCAGCCCGCAAGCCACUGAGCGCAGCCCAGCUCGAGCGCCUCGCCUGCGUCUUCGCCGAGAACAUCCCGGACGAGGAGUUCAGCGUCGCGGCGCUGCAAGGCUACCUGUUGAAGAACAAGAGCCGGCCUGAGGCUGCGGCGCACGGUGCGGCUGCGUGGGUCAUCUCCGAACGUGAGCUUCGUGAGAAGCUUCGCAAGGAGCGCGAAGCACGCAAGGCCGAGGAGGAGCGCGAGGAGAAGGAGCGCGAGGCAGCUGAACUCAAGGCUGCCGCAGAAGCCGCGGCUGCGGCUGCGAAGGCUGCAGAACCUGUGACCGUGGUCGCCGUUCCCGCUCCCGCGCCCGUCCUCGCGAGCCCUGUCGUCGCUCCCGUGGCCGACGAAAACACAGCGCCAGUGUCGACACCCACGGAGGCGGUCGAGGCGAGCACGACGUGGGUCCAGGUGACCGACGCCGAGCCUCCCAAGGCCACUGAGACAACAGAGUCGACUAACGCCGAGAACUGA
Messenger RNA from Peniophora sp. CBMAI 1063, 2070 nucleotides. The record is from the annotation of a GenBank genome assembly. NCBI's taxonomy places the organism in Eukaryota, Fungi, Basidiomycota, Agaricomycetes, Russulales, Peniophoraceae.